UGACAAGACAAAGAAUUAUGCAAAUGUAAAUUUAAGACUUUUUUUAUUAUUAAAUUAAUAUUUAUUUAAAUAAUUAAAUGAAGUUUGUAACUCAAAGUAUGGGAAUAUGUUGAUAUAUAUUUUUCAAUUUGAUCUCACGGAUAACGGUAUACUUUGUACUGAAGUGUCUAAUAAAAUAAACUAAGAUUUUGUUGGGAUGCUUGGCACUGGAAGAUAGGUGUGUCGGUCAGUUGGUCAGCGAAGCCCAUAGCCGGUUUGGGGCGAUACGCGCUUCAAUCAACAGUGUUAGUUACUUUGCUCGGGCCUCGGCGUCAGCCAGUUGCGCCGUGUAGUUUGGAAGCCGAAGUACAUAUUUGUCUCGUCUUACGGUGAAAGUUAGCCAAUGGUACAGUUGCGUGAGGUUCCGUUAAGAAAUGUCUGAUUAUACCCUGAAUAAAUUAAUUUGGAAUAGCAUAGAAUUGUAGUAUUCUGUUUCGAUUGAAUAGGCUAUCUCAAAUUCAAUUUUCGUAUACGACUUAAACAUAAGUGAAAAUGGCAUUACAAAUGGAACAGAAGAAUGAUAUUAACUUUAUCCUCAAAAGUUUAUUAGCUGGAGGUGUUGCGGGCAUGUGUGCGAAGACCACAGUGGCUCCACUGGACCGCAUCAAGAUCCUCCUGCAGGCGCAGUCGGUGCACUACAAACACCACGGCGUGGUGGGGGGCCUCGCCGCCAUUGUCCGCAAGGAGUCCUUCCUCGCCCUCUACAAAGGCAAUGGCGCUCAGAUGGUCCGGAUAUUCCCGUAUGCAGCCACUCAGUUUACCAGCUUUGAGAUUUAUAAAAAAUAUCUAAACCGCGUCCACGUGCCUAUAGUCCAACAUGGUGAUAAAUUCAUGGCGGGCGCGGCGGCAGGCGUCACCGCGGUGACUCUGACAUACCCGCUCGACACGAUCCGUGCACGACUCGCGUUCCAAGUGCACGGAGAGCAUAAGUACACGGGUAUCGUGCACGCAGCCCUCACUAUGUUCCGCACGGAAGGCGGCAUCCGCGCCCUCUACCGCGGCUUCGUGCCCACCAUGGUGGGUAUGGUCCCCUACGCGGGGUUCAGCUUCUACUGCUUCGAGUCGCUCAAGUAUGUCUGCAUGAAGUACCUGCCCACCACGCUCUGUCGCAAGUGUGAGCGGAAUACUGGCGGGCUGGUGCUGACGGUGCCGGGCAAGCUGGUGUGCGGCGGGCUGGCGGGGGCCGUGGCGCAGUCGGUGUCGUACCCGCUGGACGUCACGCGCCGCCGCAUGCAGCUCGCCUGCGCCGACCCCCACACUGCCAAGUUUGGGGUUGGCAUGGUUAAGACCCUAUCUCUGAUAUACCGUGAGAACGGCGUGACUAAAGGUUUGUACAGAGGCAUGAGCAUCAACUACAUCCGUGCCAUCCCUAUGGUAGCCACCUCCUUCUCCACCUACGAGCUGAUGAAGCAACUUCUCCAUCUCGACACCGGCAUGAAAGUCUCGUAAUAAAUGUUCAUCAAGUUUGUAACGGCAAAAUUAGUUUU
Molecule: messenger RNA, 1526 nt
Organism: Plodia interpunctella (Indianmeal moth)
Lineage: Eukaryota; Metazoa; Arthropoda; Insecta; Lepidoptera; Pyralidae
Product: solute carrier family 25 member 16-like
Exons: 6
Coding region: 532-1488 (318 amino acids)
Biological process (GO): mitochondrial coenzyme A transmembrane transport
Cellular component (GO): mitochondrial inner membrane
Molecular function (GO): coenzyme A transmembrane transporter activity
Source: RefSeq, a predicted model, not a curated record